AUGGCUUGUAAUUCCUCUGGUUGUGGUGAGUCUGGUUGCUAUGAAAAUGGAAGCAAGAUAAAGGAAGAUGCAGUAAAUGGUUGUGUUAGUAAGGAGAGUGUUUGUGUUAAGUGUAAAUGUAAUGAGCCUAUGACAUUUGAGGACGGUGGCUCGGACGAUGGAAGAUUCUGUGCUGAGUGUUUUAGAAACAAUGUCUAUGGGAAGUUUCGUCUCGCUGUUACUUCUCACGCUAUGAUUACUCCUUCGGAUAAUGUUCUUGUUGCUUUCUCUGGUGGAUCAUCUUCCAGGGUUGCUCUUCAGUUUGUGCACGAGUUACAAAUCAAAGCUUUGAAGAAUUAUGAAGCGAGUAGAGAUCGAUCUUUACCUGUGUUUGGUGUUGGUGUUGCGUUUGUGGAUGAAAGUGCGGCUUAUCCUGCUCUUUCCACUGAAAUGGUUGAUGCGAUUGAGUGGAUUCGAUCUACUGUGUCGAGUUUGUGUCCACCUGCAAAGGAUCUUCAUGUUGUUCCAAUCGAAAGCGUCUUUGGUUCAGACACUCUUGAAGCACGGGAUAGGCUUGUAAAGCUAUUGGAUUCUGUUACUGACGAGACUGGAAAAGAAGACCUUGUACUGCAUCUGAAAAUGUUGUCGUUGCAGAAGGCUGCCUCUGAGAAUGGGUACAACAGAUUAGUGGUAGGAUCAUGCACGUCGAGACUCGCUUCCCACGUUCUUACGGCUACUGUCAAGGGGCGAGGUUAUUCACUAUCAGCAGAUAUUCAGCACGUUGAUGCGAGAUGGAAGGUCCCCAUUGUGCUUCCACUUCGAGAUUGUGUUUGGCUGGAAAUAAAUAGACUCUGCCGUUUGGAUGGUCUAAAGACUCUGGAUUUGGCUCGUCGUCCUCAAUCCGGUAUCAAUGAUUUGGUGUCUUCAUUUGUCGCUUUGUUGCAGGAAGAGAAUCCUUCUCGAGAGUGCACAAUUGUACGGACAGCUGCAAAGCUUACUCCAUUUUACUUCAAUAAGAUUCUCGAGACGGACGACUCUAAUGUUCCUUUGGCAACUCAAAGGCGUCUAAAGAAAUUCAAUCUCAAAUACGACGGUUCUAUGACUACAGAAGCAUUCUGUCCUAUCUGCAAUGGCCCGCUAAAUAGAUCAGAUUUGAGCACUUUUGAAGGUUGCCAUGAAUCUGACGUCCUUUACGCCGCUUGCUGUUCAAGUUGCCGGUUUCAAAUACUCCCACAAGAUCGAUCAUCUCUUGAGCAUUUCGGUUUAUUUCUACCACAUCAAAUGAUCUCCCAAGUGAAGCAUCAAAAGGUUAACAACAGUCAAGCUUCUCUGAGGGAGAAAAUUAAAGACUGUUUGAUAUUGGACAAUGAUGAAGAAGCUGUCUAA
Messenger RNA from Arabis nemorensis, 1365 nucleotides. NCBI's taxonomy places the organism in Eukaryota, Viridiplantae, Streptophyta, Magnoliopsida, Brassicales, Brassicaceae. The record is from the annotation of a GenBank genome assembly.